This is a messenger RNA of Drechmeria coniospora, 933 nucleotides long. RefSeq lists its product as uncharacterized. Bases 1 to 933 code for a protein of 310 amino acids. The transcript is spliced from 3 exons. NCBI's taxonomy places the organism in Eukaryota, Fungi, Ascomycota, Sordariomycetes, Hypocreales, Ophiocordycipitaceae. The record is from RefSeq and is a predicted model, not a curated record.
AUGAUGCCGUCACCAGGCUCGUCCUUCUUCACCUUUCUCCGCGCCAACCUCGUCCUCACCCCCUCGGCCGUCUCGUCCCCCUCCGGCACCCCCCAUCUUGAGCCUUCCUCGACCGAUCCAUCGUUCCACCUCCGCCCAUGCUUCCCUUCUCGACAAGCCCCGUACAAAACCGGGAGAUGCCUUGACGACAGCGCCGCCGACAGCGCCGCCGACAACGACGACGACAAUGUCGACUUCCCCCCGCUGACCCUCGGCGCCCUCAGCUCGCUGGAUGAGCGGUUGGAGGGCCUGCGCCUCGUUGCCGACUCUUUGGCCCACAUGAGGCUUCGUGCCGGCUGCAUCCUCGCCUUCCAUCCGCUAUGCCUCACCGCCUUGCUGUCCAGUUGGGCAGCCGUCUACCGCUUCGCCUCCGUGCCGAGCUGUGCCUUUGUGCUGGCAUGUGGGACUACUUGCGCCUACCUCCUUUCCAUCCGACACCUGACUUCGCCCAUUGCCCCCAAUGAACAAGGCGUCAUCCUUGGCGCCCGGCACGGCCGUAAGCUCGUUGGUGCCCCCAUUCUUCGCCUCGAACCUCGACAAACGCCAUUCGCCUACAAUUCCUCCCCAAAUCACCACCUCGCCGGAGGGAAGCGCAAGAGCCGCAGCCGCAGCGCCAGUCUCCGCCGUGGCCACGGUCUCAUCCGUGCAUGGGCCACCCUGCCAAUGUACCGACAGCAGGGUGUCGGUCGGCACUUGCUCCUUGCCGCCGUCCGUAGGACCAAGGAGGUGUAUGGCAGAGAUGCCACCGUCGGCUUCGCCCAAGAACACGCCCAGAGCGUCAUGCUGCUACCCCGCCUCUUCAACGGGCCCUUUCGAACGGACGAGGCCCGUGCCGCUCGGGCUUUGGAGGAAUCCGUCACCCGUUGGGGUGUGAGCAGAAGAAGAAAGCGGUGA